This is a messenger RNA of Arachis duranensis, 1841 nucleotides long. Its product is annotated as alanine--glyoxylate aminotransferase 2 homolog 1, mitochondrial. The transcript is spliced from 9 exons. The record is from RefSeq and is a predicted model, not a curated record. Gene Ontology annotation, biological process: glyoxylate catabolic process. The coding region runs from base 134 to 1570 and encodes 478 amino acids. Gene Ontology annotation, cellular component: mitochondrion. Gene Ontology annotation, molecular function: pyridoxal phosphate binding; L-alanine:glyoxylate transaminase activity. NCBI's taxonomy places the organism in Eukaryota, Viridiplantae, Streptophyta, Magnoliopsida, Fabales, Fabaceae.
UGGUGAUUUCACGCCACGUCAGCAUAUUGCGAAGCUGAGAUCCCCAUUUUACUGAGUAGUAACACUACUUAAAUAACACAGUAACACACGCUCGUCUUCUUCUUCUUCUUCUUCUUCUCACUUCUCAGUUCCGAUGGCAACGAUGCGAGCGUUACUCAAGAAAACCGUCGCAAUAGCCAAGCCUAGCAAUUCGCGACCUUACGCUUCUUCCAUUGGAACUUACGCCGCAGCCACCGCAAACGCUGUUGAGCCGCCACAACUUCCGCCCUUCGAUUACCAGCCCCGGCCCUACCAUGGACCUUCCGCCGAUGAAGUCUUGGCCAAGCGCAAAAAAUACCUCGGUCCUUCCUUGUUCUACUACUAUCAGAAACCUCUGAAUAUUGUGGAGGGGAAAAUGCAGUAUCUUUUUGACGAUAGUGGAAGGCGUUAUCUUGAUGCUUUUGCUGGCAUAGUUACUGUUUCUUGCGGACACUGCCAUCCUCAAGUUUUAAAUGCUAUCACAGAGCAGAACAAGCUUCUGCAACAUGCUACUACCAUAUAUCUACACCAUGCAAUUGCUGAUUUUGCUGAGGCCUUGGCCCAAAAGAUGCCUGGAAACCUUAAGGUUGUUUAUUUUGUAAAUUCCGGCUCAGAGGCAAACGAAUUGGCAAUGAUGAUGGCUCGUUUAUACACUGGUAAUCUUGGUAUGAUUUCUUUGAGGAAUGCAUAUCAUGGGGGAAGUUCUAGUACAAUUGGCCUGACUGCUCUCAACACCUGGAAGUACCCUAUUCCAGAGGGUGAAAUUCAUCAUGUUAUGAAUCCGGAUCCAUACCGUGGAAUCUUUGGCCCUGAUGCUAAGAGUUAUGCCAAAGAUGUUCAAGAUCAUAUUGACUAUGGAACUUCAGGAAGAGUUGCUGGAUUUAUUGCUGAAACAAUUCAGGGAGUUGGAGGAGCAGUUGAACUAGCACCUGGAUACUUAAAUCUUGUCUAUGACAUUGUACGGAAGUCUGGUGGUGUCUGCAUUGCUGAUGAAGUGCAAACUGGGUUUGGUCGUACAGGAAGCCACUAUUGGGGAUUUGAGACACAAGGUGUCAUUCCUGACAUAGUUACCAUGGCAAAGGGUAUUGGCAAUGGUUUGCCGCUAGGAGCUGUAGUUACAACUCCAGAAAUAGCAAGUGUGAUGAAUCAAAAGAUUCAGUUUAACACUUUUGGUGGGAACCCUGUCUGUUCUGCUGGUGGACUUGCAGUUCUCAGGGUUCUUGAUCAGGAGAAGCGUCAGGCUCAUUGUGCUGAUGUUGGUUCUCACAUGCUUGAGCGUUUGAGAUCGCUUAUGCAAAAACAUGAAAUCAUUGGAGAUGUGAGGGGAAGAGGUUUAAUGGUUGGGGUAGAGUUGGUUACUGAUCGAAAAGAGAAGACACCUGCAAAGUCUGAAACUGCUGUAUUAUUCGAAAAACUUAGAGAGCUUGGUGUUCUAGUUGGGAAAGGAGGACUGCAUGGAAAUGUCUUUAGAAUUAAGCCACCAAUGUGUUUCACCAAAGAUGAUGCAGAUUUUGUUGUGGAUGCCCUGGACUAUGCUAUAUCCAAGUUGUAAGGUUCAACCAGAAAUCAAGAAUGUAAUGCAGACCAUGACUACGGAGCCAUAUUGCUGCAACGAAGCUACACUUGACAAGUUUUUAUUUAUUUCACACCCUUAUCAUUAGAAUGCACUGUUCAGUGUUCACUGAACAAGUUAGUACAAAACCAGUGUUCACCUAUUGCUAAGGGAGUUUUAUUUUCUUAAACCUGUACAUUAUAAACCGAAUGUGGAACUGUGCAUGUAUAUUUUGGAUUCAAUAUCAUCUAAAUGCUCCAUUCAAUCUAAA